Messenger RNA from Osmerus eperlanus (European smelt), 1576 nucleotides. RefSeq lists its product as uncharacterized. The record is from RefSeq and is a predicted model, not a curated record. The transcript has 3 exons. Bases 3 to 1478 code for a protein of 491 amino acids. Lineage: Eukaryota; Metazoa; Chordata; Actinopteri; Osmeriformes; Osmeridae.
AGAUGUCCUUUUCCCACAUCUACCGCUCCUUGUUUGUUGACUCCCUCCUGCCAGGGAGUGGACACAGAACCACCGAGGUCCUGGAGACCUUGAUUUUCUUACGUCCAGAGGGCCCACCCGCAGCUGGGCAGAGCCUGGCUCAUGACACGCGAGUGGGAACGAUCAUAAAAGAGUACGCGACCAAAGGGAAAGAUGUGUUCCAGCAGGCCUUGAGGAGAGCGACUCAGAAGCUCUCUCGCCAGCCGGCGACCCCUCGUGGCUCACCUCAUGCGGCCAAUCCAGAGAGCUCAGAGCGUCCAUCUCUGCUGGUCUCCUCUGAGAACUGCGAGAACCUGCUUGGUGCGAUCCUAGACGAUCUCCAUGAGGUGGUUGAGCAGCACAAGGCCUCAGCAAAGGCGAGAUCUGGUGGCAUGAAGUUCUGGGAGCAGGUCCACUCCUCCAGCCAGCAGCUUUAUGACAGCACACUGAGGACCCUGCAGAAAGCUGCAGACAAGCUGUCGGCUCUUGAAGAACGUGUAUCUGAGAUCGUCCCUCCGAAGGCGUCCAUCUCUUGGACCAAGAGGACCCUUGGGGUGAUUCUCAGUGCCAUGAGAGCAGAAGUAGCCGCUUCAGAGUGCUCCACUGCUGAACUGAAGAGGAGUGAGGACGGCCUCCUGACCUGUGCCCUCUUGGACUCCAUACUGGAGAAUCUCAGCCAGUUAUGUGAGGACGAAGAGGGUCCAACAGUCUCCAACGCCGCCGUAGGACUGGACUCCGCCGGAUUGGACGCGCUCCAGAUCAAGACCGCCUCAGAGAGUCUGCUCGCCGACGUCCGUCGGCUCCGCCGGCAGACAGCCACCACCGGCCUGCAUCUUCAGAGCCCCGUGAGCUCCACCAGAAGCACGUCAGAGCUGAUGCUCCCAGAAAGCCCCCCGAUGCCCUCCAGACAGGAGCUCAUCCACAGCUUUGCUGAGAGCUCGGUUAAGAGUCAGCUGCAGAAGAGCCUUGAGCUGAACCUUCCCUCGACCUCCAGCCUGGCCUGCCAGGAGACCCUGGACCGCACGGUCAGGAUCCUGACGGAGAGAGUGAUGGACACUCUGUGUGAGUCUGCUGCUGCAGCUCCGUGUCCUGGGGAAGAUCUCGGUGAGCUCAGCCCUGCAGCGGUCAUCAUGGAUGCUGGGACAGCGUCGACCUCUGCAGGAGAGACGAGAAAGGCUAAGAAGGGCUUGAAGUGGUGGAGCCUGCCGAAGAAAGCCAAGCUCUUCAAGAACAAGUUCCUGAAGAGAAAGACGGAGCCCAAGAAGCCCUCAGCCCAGGAGGAGCUUCCCCCCAGCUCUCACGUCACACCUGGGACUAAGUGUGGUUCGCCUGCCAAUCUGGAGCUGUCGAAGGACCACGAGACCAAGCAGGAGCCCCCUAGACGUCCUCUACACGUACGAAUGUUCCGUGCGCUUCGAAAGUCCAUCGCCAAGACCUUCGAGAUGUCUGGGAGCCAGUAGGACGGCCUACUGAUUUAAGUAGUGAGAGUGAGAAUGGGUGCUCCUCGGGGUCAAAUUACUGGGACAAGACUUGACUGAGUCCAGUCUUAGUCUCAAAC